AUGUUUCGUGCACGCGUCUGUACCAUAACCUCCACCACGCAUACGCUGGCUGCUCGUGCUAUGCCCCUUAGGCUUUACUCAACACGUAAUCCAUUGUUCGAAAAGAUCCUUAUUGCUAAUCGUGGUGAAAUUGCAUGCCGCGUGAUGCGCACUGCAAAGGAUCUUGGUAUCAAGACGGUUGCUGUUUACAGUGAAGCUGAUAUGAAUGCACAACACGUAAAGAUGGCGGAUGAAGCCUUUUUGAUUGGCCCUCCUCCAUCGGCUGAAAGCUAUUUGAGCAUCGAUAAGAUUUUGAAGGUUGCACGCAUGACAGGAGCACAGGCCAUUCAUCCUGGUUACGGCUUCUUGUCAGAGAACGCUGAAUUUGCUGAUCGUGUCAAGGACGAGAAGCUUGAAUUUAUUGGUCCAUCGGGUGAUGCUAUGCGAUCCAUGGGAUCAAAAAGUGAAUCCAAGUAUAUCAUGGAGGACGCCGGCGUCCCUGUUGUACCUGGUUACCAUGGUGAAAACCAAGAAGUUGGCUUUCUUAAGGAGCAAGCAGCCAAAAUUGGCUAUCCUGUAUUGAUUAAGGCUGUCAAAGGUGGUGGUGGUAAGGGUAUGCGUAUCGUAUGGUCUCCAUCCGAAUUUGAGGAAAUGCUUGAAUCAUCCAAACGUGAAUCCAUCAAGUCGUUUGGUGACGACAAGGUCUUGGUGGAGAAGUACCUUGAACGACCACGCCAUGUUGAGGUGCAAGUAUUUGCCGACAAGCAUGACAAUUGUGUUCACCUCUUUGAGCGUGAUUGCUCUGUGCAACGACGUCACCAAAAGGUGGUUGAGGAAGCUCCUGGUCCUGGAUUAACAUCUGAGAUCCGAAACUUGCUUGGUGAAAAGGCUGUAGCAGCUGCUCGCGCCGUUGGAUAUGAAAACGCUGGUACCGUUGAGUUUAUUAUGGAUAAUGUCGAUAAGCAAUUUUACUUUAUGGAGAUGAACACUCGUUUGCAGGUCGAACAUCCUGUGACUGAAAUGGUAACCCAAACCGAUUUGGUGCGAUGGCAACUUGAGGUCGCUGCUGGUAAUCCCUUGCCAAUGACCCAAGAUCAACUCAAGCUUCAUGGACAUGCAUUUGAAGCACGUAUCUAUGCUGAGAACCCAUCAAACCACUUUUUGCCCGAUACAGGCAACUUGUUUAGCGUAAAGACCCCAGGUGCAUCACCUGAUGUGCGUCUUGAAACUGGUUUCAUCCAAGGCGAUCAAAUUACCGUUCACUAUGAUCCCAUGAUUGCCAAGCUUGUUGUUCAUGGCCAAGAUCGUAACGACGCAUUGAGACGCUUCCGACGUGCCCUUGAGCAAUACCAGGUGGUUGGCCCUCACACCAACAUUGAAUUUAUCAAGCGUGUAGCCUCCCAUCCAGAGUUUAUCAAGGGUGAAGUGGAAACUGGAUUCAUUCAGCAAUUUGAAAAGGAUUUAUUACCACCACCCAGUGCUCCCAAUGCCGAGACACUCGCUGUUGCAGCUAAUGCCAUUCGAUUGAAGGAGCUUGCCGAUGUUCAAAUCAAUACCAAUGAUCCCCACAGCCCUUGGACAUCCUUGCGUCAAGCAUUCCGUGUCAACACCAAGGAUAGCCAAAAGUUCACUUUCAAUGUUGACAAGGAGAACCCAUACAGCAUCACAAUUACCCCUAGCAAACAAGCUGGCUUGGUCGACAUCCAAGUGGUGAAUGAUGCAACCAAGGAGACUAUCAAGUCGUUUACAGACGUAGAGAGCCAUUGGGAUGAGGAGGGCCAAUUGGUUUCCAGCAUUGAUGGCAAAAAGACAAAGAGCAACGUUGUCCUUCGUGGUGAUCAGCUUACCGUUUUCGAUGAUCACGGUCGCACCGAAGCUCAUUUGGCUACUCCUGCAUACAUUGUUGCCAGUGCAAAGGGUGCUGAUAGUGCAGGAUCUGUCAAGACCCCCAUGCCAUGCAAGAUUUCUCAGGUACUGGUAACACCUGGUCAAACCAUUGAAAAGGGCCAAACUUUGAUUGUCUUGGAAGCAAUGAAGAUGGAGCACGUCAUCAAGGCACCUGCUACUGGUACUAUUAGCGAGGUUCUUUAUAAUGUCGGUGAUCUUGUAGAAGAAAACCAAAGCCUUGUUACCUUUGCAGACGACCAAUAA
Molecule: messenger RNA, 2130 nt
Organism: Lichtheimia ornata
Lineage: Eukaryota; Fungi; Mucoromycota; Mucoromycetes; Mucorales; Lichtheimiaceae
Product: acetyl-CoA carboxylase, biotin carboxylase subunit
Exons: 12
Coding region: 1-2130 (709 amino acids)
Cellular component (GO): mitochondrion
Molecular function (GO): methylcrotonoyl-CoA carboxylase activity; ATP binding; metal ion binding
Source: RefSeq, a predicted model, not a curated record